Messenger RNA from Olea europaea var. sylvestris, 6136 nucleotides. Its product is annotated as LRR receptor-like serine/threonine-protein kinase GSO1. Gene Ontology annotation, molecular function: protein binding. NCBI's taxonomy places the organism in Eukaryota, Viridiplantae, Streptophyta, Magnoliopsida, Lamiales, Oleaceae. The transcript is spliced from 12 exons. The record is from RefSeq and is a predicted model, not a curated record. The coding region runs from base 130 to 3486 and encodes 1118 amino acids.
ACCAAGUUUAUCCUUUAAAAAGGGAUGCUACCAAGGCUAAAAAUCCACCAAGCAACAUAUAUAGGAAAUUUUUACAGCGCUGCUAAUAACUCAGAUAAGCCAGAAUUAGUGUGUUCAUAAUUAAGAAAGAUGGGAAUAAAGUUACGGGUAAUGUUAGUGAUGAUGCUGCUUUUGUUACUAAAUGGACGGUAUUGUUUAGGGUAUUGGGAGGAAGAGAGGGUUGCUCUUUUGCACCUCAAAGAAAAUAUAAACUUUCCAAAUGGAGAAUCGCUACCUUCAUGGGUGGUGGUUAAUGAGAUUGGAAUUGACUGUUGUCAAUGGCAAGGGGUUGAAUGCAGUAACACAACUAAACGAAUAAUCAAAAUUAAUCUUGAUGGUGCUAGGGAUUUGAACUCUGGAGAUUGGUAUUUUAAUGCCUCUCUAUUUCUUCCCUUUCAAGAGCUCAGAAUUCUCUCUUUGUGGGGGAAUCAGUUAGUUGGUUGGAUUGAGAAUGAAGGUUUUGAUCAAUUGUCAACGUUGAGAAAUUUGGAGACCCUUGAUCUGGGGGACAAUUCAUUUGAUCGCAAAAUUUUGUCAUCUCUUAGUCAGCUUUCUUCACUCAAGCUUCUGGGACUUUGGGGCUGCUUUUCAAAUAGAGAAAUUUACGGCAAUAGUCGUGAAAGACUCUUCGGAUUAACCAAGUUGGAAGUUCUUAAUUUUGCAUCUAAUCAUGGGAUUAUCGACGGUGACAUUCUAUUAGUGCUAAAUCUGAAUGAUUUUAUCAAUUUGAAGGAGCUCGACCUAAGUCAAAAUAAACUUAGAAGCUUGGGUACCAUUUACGGUCUAAAAUAUUUGAAGGUCCUUAAUUUACAAUCAAAUUACUUCAAUAAUAGCAUUUUCUCCUCACUUCAUGGGCUAUCAUCACUCAAGUCUCUAGAUUUCUCUUACAAUAAACUAAAAGGAACCAUCCAAAUGAAAGAUUUACGGGCUUUGAGUAAUUUGGAGGAGCUUGAUCUAAGUGGCAACGAGGUCGACAACUUCACGACUCUAAAAGGCAUUAAAAGUAUACAUAGUCUCCAAGUGCUAAAAUUAGAUUCCUUAUAUCUCUCCAACAUUAGCAAUAUGGUGCAAUCUUUGAGGGCAUUCUCUUACCUCAAGCACUUCUAUUUUCGGCGCAAUUCUGUAAAUGGAAGUAUUGGAUCUUACGAGUUGGGACAUUUAAGACGGUUGGAGGGAUUGUUCUUGGAUAAUUCUACCGUGGAUUGGAACUUUCUACAAAGUAUAGGAGCAAUAACUUCCCUCAAGAUUUUAUCUUUGUCCAGAUGCAGACUCAAUGGCACCCUUCCCAUUCAAGGGUUGUGUGAACUUAAAAACCUCCAAGAGUUAGAUCUUAGUCGAAAUAAGUAUGAAGGAAUACUUCCUUCAUGUGUUGCAAACAUGACAUCUCUUAGAUUGGUUGACCUGUCAGACAAUACAUUCACUGGAAAUAUCGCUUCUCCUCCACUUUCCAAACUCACAUCACUUGAAUAUCUCUCCCUUUCAAAUAACAACUUUCAAGUUCCAAUUUCUUUCAAGGCAUUCUUUAAUCAUUCAAACUUUAAGUUUUUAUUUUUGGAAAAUAAUGAAAUAAUAAACGACAACGAGUUGGGAAAUUGGGUUCCCAAUUUUCAAGUGGAGGUUUUUAUUAUGUCGAAUUCAAGAGGUCAUCCAUCAUUACCCAACUUCCUUUACUAUCAAUCCAAUUUGAGAAUUCUUUAUCUCCCAAAUAACAACAUAGGACCGAAUUUUCCAACUUGGUUGGUGGAGAACAACACAAGACUUGGGGUACUAUCCCUGAGGGAUAAUGCUUUUACAGGACAUCUCAAGUUGCCGACAAGAACCAAUCCCAACAUGGAGACUUUUGAUGUAUCUAAUAACAAGUUCAAUGGACAUGUUCCAACUAAUAUAACUUCAAUUUUUCCAAACUUGGUUGAAUUACACAUGUCAACAAAUAUGUUUGAUGGUUGUGUACCUUCUAGUUUCGGUGACUUAAAAUCUAUAGAAUACAUAGACUUGUCCAGCAAUAACUUGUCAGGCACAAUACCGCAAGAACUAGUUAUGGGAUGCUUUUCUUUGCAUUUUCUCAAAUUAUCGAAUAAUAAAUUGCAAGGACAAAUAUUUCCAGAAUCUAUCAACCUACAGGACUUGGAAUAUUUAUUUCUGGAUAGCAAUGAGUUCUCAGGCACCAUUCCAAAGAGUUUGUCUACCAUCCCUCUUGUAGUGUUAGACGUUAGUAACAACAGUUUAUCGGGCAGAAUUCCUACAUCAAUGGGUAAUAUGACAACAUUGUAUCAAAUUUCUCUGUCUAACAACCAGUUUGAAGGUCCAAUCCCGGUGGAAAUUUUCAAUCUCGAUGAUCUUACGCUCUUAGAUUUAUCUGAGAACAAGUUAUGUGGUUCAAUCCCAUCUUGCUUCAAUUCAUCAUGGAUACGUUAUGUCUAUCUGAACAAUAACCAAUUGGAAGGUGAACUCUCAUAUGCAUCUUAUAAUAGAUUUUCUUUGACGUCAUUGGAUCUUAGAUGGAAUAAGUUCAUCGGAAAUAUCCCUCAAUGGAUUGGCAAUCUAUCAAGCCUGAGUGUCAUUCUUCUCAACCAUAACCAUUUUGAAGGCACAAUCCCUCACCAAUUUUGUGAGAUGGACAAACUAAGGAUGAUAGACCUUUCCUUUAAUUUUCUUUCUGGUCAAAUCCCGCAGUGCUUUGGUAACUUCACCUGGGAGAAGUCUGGAAGGUUUGAAGAACCAUUGAUGUCUUCAUAUUCAACACCAUUGUUUUACAUGUAUAAGGUUAAGUUAGAAAGGGCCUAUCACGUGACUUACAACGGAACUGGAGAUCUCAGUAUAUUUGUUGUACCAAUUACAGCGACGUUCAUGACAAAGAGAAAUUCUUAUACUUACAAAGGUAGCAUCCUCAACUACAUGUCAAGACUUGAUCUCUCUUCUAAUAAAUUACAUGGUAAAAUUCCGGCCAGCCUUGGAAAUUUAAGCGAGAUUCACUCGAUCAAUUUGUCACACAACUAUCUUAUUGGAACAAUUCCAGAAACCUUCUCAAACCUACGUCAGAUCGAGAGUUUAGAUCUCUCCUAUAACAACUUAGGUGGGAGGAUCCCCACUGGUUUAAUCAAGUUGAACACUUUGGAAGUCUUCAGUGUGGCGCAUAACAAUUUAAAAGGUACGAUACCAGAGGAAGGUCAGUUUGGGACUUUUGACGAAGGUAGCUAUCAAGGAAAUCCUUAUCUUUGUGGCCGUCCAUUACCUAACGAAUGUACUAGCACUAGAUCAACACCUGUCUUGCCAUCUGUUGAUGAUGAAAGUGAGGAGCGCGGUUUCAUGGACAUGAAUUUCUUCUACAUAAGCUUCAUCAUAUCUUAUUUAUGUGUAGUGCUUUGCAUUGCUAUAGUUCUAUGCAUAAAUCCUCACUGGAGAAAAGCAUGGUUUCAUUCCAUUGAGGCUUAUAUAAUCCAUUUUUGAGGCCAUGUGUGUUGGACAAAACAAGGUAUCUGCUUUAAUUCUGCAUGAAGAUCAUUAUAUAAUAUACUAACUUGUAUAACUAAUAUAUAUUUAAAAUCAGUCUAAUCAUUUGUCCUUUUUUUUCUACAUUUGAUAAUUCGGAAGUUACGAAGCAGUGAAGCCACAUAUAACAGCAUGGUGGGGAGUGAAGAUGGCCAUGUGUAUUCAUAUUCAGUCAUACAAAUGUGAAAUUACUUUCAAUUCUGUACUUGCAUUAGUAUAUAGGAAUGUGAUUUAUUUCCCAGCUAAAUGUUUUUGUUUGAGAAAAAUAAUGAGUAACAUGGCAUUUGAUUUCUAAAAUAGCAAGUAUCAAACAUUAGUUUAAUAAAAAGACUUAUAUUAGAGCUUCUUUAUUUAUUCAUUUUCCUUAGUCCAUUUAUAGAAUUUGUGCAUUACUUUUGAAUCACAUUUUGUCAAAGAGAGUGCGUGCAACCAAUUAUUCAGUUUGUUAUUCUUGUUAAGAAAAAUAAUUGUAUCUUGGAGGGAUCAUUUUUGGACUCUUCUUCUCUGGAUGCAAACUUUCUUCAAAGCAUUGGAGUAGUGACUUCUCUAAAGCAUUUAUCUUUGCGACUUCCCAACAAGGUAAAAUUUUCAAUUCCCAGUCUCUAAAGGUUUUGUUUAUAUAUCCGCAAGGACCAUGACAUAUAUAAGUUUCUCUCUAUGUUUAUGUAUGUUUUUCUUCAAUUAUUUCUAUUUUUAUAUAUAUACAUUUCUAGCAAAAUGUAGCUGUCAUUUAGAUUUCGUUUUUAAUCUGUGGGUAAUUUUUCUUAAAAAUAUAUAUAUAAUAAAUUACCAACCUACCAAUUGUUGAUUGAAAGGAUAAAAAAAAAUUAAUUGAAAUUUACCAACAGAUUUGUUUUUUUUAAUGCACUAAAUAUCUGUUUGUAAUCUAUUCAUAUUAAUUUAUGUAACUGUAAAAUGUUUCCUACAACAUUUUUUGUUAGAAAAUGAUUUAGAAUUAAAAAUAAAUCAAAAUCAAAUAUGAAAGCAAGCUGGCAAAACCCACGCCUCAUCUCAUCCCCUCUCUCGCUCUCGUCUCUAUCUCUUGAAAUACUCGGCAUCGCCGACACCAGCCUUCAAUUGAUUGAUACAUCAUCAAUUAUUGGGAAUCUCCUUCUUCAUUGUUCGGAGAAAGCUGUAUUGGGGAUUUCAUUAGACUGCAUUUGGCUGAAAUUUGUGCGAGUUUUGUGGUGGAGGGAAGAAGACUGAAACUUGGGUGUCGGGCGAACUUAUAUUUAGGUUAUCUCGAUGUACACUAACUGUGUGAACUUCCUGGAUCGGCCCCUGCAGCAUGAGAAGUUAGGCAAGCCACCUACUGCUUCAAAGUUAUUUGAACGUGUACACCAUCGAAACAAAGGAGAAGUAGACUUCGUAGACAGAAAGUCAUGGAUUUUGUGAGUAAGAAGAAAUAAAUUCAGUUUCUUUAGACUCUAUACUCUAAAUUUCAUGUUAUUAGCUAGCUAGUCCUAGACACUAAAUGGUGGUUGGAUGAUUACCUUGGAGUUUUCAUGGGCUCAUUAUUAGCUCGUGUACAUUAAGUUACUUAGAAGUAGUAGUGUCACCUCUUCAUUUGUUCCGUCAUGUUUCUAUUUAUUGUUGGUUUUCUUAGGGUCUAAUAUAUGUGUAGUUAAGAACUUUAUAUUGUAUCUUCCAGCUAACUGAAGUUAUAUAUUGUCGUAGCACUAAAUAACUUCUAAUCCAUUCUGGUUUUGGGCCUAAAGAAAUUUGGAUGAUUUGUUGAUAGCAUUAUUUAAUGCAUUUUGAUUCCUUGGCAUUGAUAUUUGAUGAAAAUCAGCAUGUAUCCAGAAUUGAUUGGUAAUGCACAAAACAUGAUGGUUUUGGCUUGAAUGACCCUUCAAUUUUUAUGGCUUUGGAUUGUCUACAUUCUGGCCAUUGGCAAGGACAGCAACAUUAGCUACUGUGGUACUGAAAACAGGCUGAGCAAUGUUACUAAUUUCGCUUCUAAUAUAUAAUAAUUCAUGCCUUCUUUCCUUUUAUAAAGUCGAGCUACUUCUUCUUUUACAGGAAAAAUAUGACACUACAAUUCAUGAAAAAUAUGGUUCGAAUGUGUCACAACCUGAAAUUGACAUGAAGCAUGGUGUGAAGCAACUCAAGAUCCUUGUAAAGGUGGUCGCUUGUACGGGCUUGGUAUUCAAUGAAAAUCUUUGAACAAAGAUGACACCUCCUCUGGUUCACCUAAUGUUCCAUGUGAUGGCACAAGCUGAUUUCAUCACUUUACAAGAGGAAUUUCGUUCUGCUUGUAAGAAGAUAGAUAAACUUACAAGGGAAAAUGAUGGAUUACUUAAAAAAAUGAAGAUGAUAGGCAAGAAGAAGAGAAAAAAGUGCAUUGAAUUCAAAAUGCCAUACUUCGAACAUUAGGAGAAUGGAAUCGAUCACGAGAUUAGUCGAUUUGAGCACAAUGAUCUUCAAUGGUUGGGCAUAGUAAAUGUUUCUUUUGUUUAUAAAAAUUUACCAUCGAAUGUGUGUAGAACUUCCUUUUGCUAAUUGAUCAGGCGUAUGAUUUUAAAAUUGACUUUUGAAAUGGAAGCAAAACUAAUCUAAUUUUUUGUGACUUUGAACCUUGAAUUAAUUGAAUGAAAAUAUUUGUAUU